UACUUGUUUAUAUGUUUUGAACUUUGAAUCACAUGUGUGUAUUACCUAUUCUAAACAAUUAAACAAAACACAAUCUGUACAUAUAAAGUGCCACCUUUCAUCUGGAGCACAAGAUGGAAUUUUUCUGUCUUUAAAAGUCUCUUAGAUCCAAAGCAGCAAGGAAAAGUGAGAUCUCAGAGAGUUUCCAGAUUAGGAGUCAUGGGAGUAUUGUGCUACAAAAAGCCUAAGGUUCAUCCUGCCAACUUGCUCAGCUGAUAAGUGCUAGUGCUCAACUGAGUCCAAAGGGAUCAGCCCUGGGUUCCCCAAUUUCUGGAAUCCAAGGGUUUGAGUGACUUUGAGACCAAUGGUUAGAGAUGCCAGUCUGUACCAGUGGGCAGCCAUGGGGCUCCCAAGAAGCCAACCUCCCUCCUCCCCACCUGUUGUGGACCCUUGGACAAUAGAUCCUAGAGGUGGGGUGGAGGGUGCAGGGGUGGAUCUGGGGAAAGGAAUAAUUGAGCCAGGUGGUUUUGAAUUACAAGUGCCCAUAGAGCUAAACUGUCACCAUGGAAAAAUGAAGGCAUGGAGACGCAGCAGCUGGAAACACAGGGUCUUUCCAGUCACAGUCACAGUCACAGUUGUCAGCAGGUGUUGAAAAUAACCCACCCUUUGGGCCCGAUGCAGCUGGAGGGCUUUGUCUCUGACCUAUGGCCAGUUCUCCCAAAUAAUUCUACAAACUUGUCCUCCCCUGUCAAGCUCUAGCAGAAGAUUUAAUAGCACUGGCUGAUUUAUGUUGGCCGCUGUAAUCAAAUUCAGAGCCAAAGCCCAGCCAACCAUCGGGAGGUUUCUUUAUGUUCCCUUGGCUCCUAAUAGCAUUGUCCUCCUUCCUUUCUACUUACCACAUGCCAUUUGGUCAAAUUAGAACUUGAACUCAAAAAGCAGAUGCCUUUCUUUAGAUAAGGUCCAAAAUAAUUCCCUUGUCAGGGGAAGGAGGGAUGGAUUUGUUUCCUCGUCUCUAUGUGUGCAAAGGAGGCACUUUUGAUAUAUGACUUAUAUAAAAUAAUGACGGAUGUGAGAUGACUGAUUUUAUUUCAUCCUUGUAGUAAGGGCAAACGUUUCCUCCUCAGGAUGUCACUGUGGGUUAGGGAUGGGAGGCAGAAGAGAAUAUCCUUCUCAUGUCAUUUGCAGUGAUUCAGUGACCUGCUCAAGGCCUCUCAGUGAGUGGCUUCAGGUACCUCCAGGCAAUGCUGGUGCCUUAGCUCUGUACGGCAGCUCCAGGGUCCAACAAGGGAGUUGGGCAGACCUACUCCCAUCCCUAAUCCUUGUGAACAUAUCUUCUGGUUCUGUGUUGCCUACCUAAACUUUUAAAUCUUAUUCUUCUUAAAAUUACCAACAAUUUCAAACAUUCAGAAAAAGUAAAGAUAAUUGUUCAAGGAAUAGCAAUAUGUCCACUGUUUGGGGCUGAAUUGUGUCUCCCCCAAAUUCAUGUUGAAGCCCCAAUAAUACCCAGUACUUUAGAAUGUGACUGUAUUUGUUUUUGUUUUUUGAGACGGAGUCUCGCUCUGUUGCCCAGGCUAGAGUGCAGUGGCACGAUCUCAGCUUACUGCAACCUUCACUUCUCAGGUUCAAGUGAUUCUCCUGCCUCAGCCACCCAAAUAGCCGGGAUUAUAGGCACCUACCAUCACACCUGGCUAAUUUUUGUAUUUUUAGUAGAGACAGGGUUUCAACAUGUUGGCCAGGCUGAUCUCCCACUCCUGACCUCAAGUGAUCUGCCUGCCUUGGCCUCCCAAAGUGCUGGGAUUUCAGGCAUGAGCCUCCACGCCCAGCCAGAGUGUGACUGUACUUGGAGAUGAGGUCUUUAUAAAAGUGAUUAAGUUAAGAUAAGGCCAUUAGAUUGGGCUUUAAUCCAACUUGACUGGUGUUCUUAAGAGGAAAUCUGAACACAUAAAGAGACAUGAGGGAUACGGGCAGAGGAAAGGCCAUGUGAGGACAUGGCAAGUAGGUGCCCAUGCCCAAGCUGAGGAGAGAGGCCUCAGGAGAAAACAAACCUGCCACACCUUGGUUUUGGCCUUCCAGCCUCCAGAUCUAUGACAAACAAGUCUCUGUUGUUUAAGCGGUUUAGUCUGUGGUACUUUGUUACAGCAGCCCUAGGAAACGAAUACACACACUGCAUCGAUUCUGCACUGGCUGUCAUUUUGCUGUAAUUACUCUAUCUUAUAUCUGUUUAUCUAUUCAUCUUUUUUAUUGAUGGAUUUCAAGUGAGUUGCUGAUUUGUCACCCUCUUUGCAGAAUUGAAUAGGGAAGGUAAACCCAUGUUUGAUCGAUGACCACCAGCAUACCUGAUUGAACCCUCUCUGUAAGUUCGGAUAAUCAGUGAUUAUUUACUCUUGGGAGUUUACAACCAAGAAACAGAAACCCAGAGAUGAACAGUCAUUGGGUUUGAUUAGAAAGACGUGAUUCUGGGUGUUGAUAAGUGACUCCAACCUUAGCUGGCUAAGGCAACACCUCUGGCUUCUUUGGGUGCUAUUUCUUCUGAGGUUUCCUGCUCAUUCUCUGUAGGUGAUGGUGGUGGAGGAAGGUCUCCACUGUGUGCUGGUAACUGAAUUUCCAGAAGUUUCUGGAGUCAGAAUCCAGAUUCAAUACUGGCCUACUGCCUUCUGGUUGCAUGUGACCUCGGGUGCAUCUCCCUUAGCUUUAUCUGAAAACGAGGAUGAUAGUACUAAUAUAUACCUUGUGGGGUUGUUGUGGGGAUCAAAGAAAGAUUAGUGGGGCACAUCAUGGAAUGUCUCCCAUGUUGGCACCUCACUGCUGGGUUAGGGCAAUGCUAUCUGCUAUAACAGGUAAGCAUUUUAGUGGCUUAUCUGAAUCAAAAUUUUUUUUUUUGCUCACCUGACAGUCCAGUGUCCCUGGUCGGGGGCAGAGCACCUCCCUUCUGGCAUUCAGGGAUGCAGGCCCUUUCCAUCCCGUAGCUCCACCUUCCCCCAGGGAUUGAGUCUGUGCACCCAGGCAGAACCAUUGGCAAGAAUAAUGACAUGCCCCAUCUCUCCAUGCUGCAGGGGGCUGGGAAAUGCAGCUACUUCACAAGGAUCUCUCUGGCCUAGGGAAGAGGGAACACACAUUUUGGAGGGAAUAUUAGCCUUCUCCACACAACCCAACUCAGAGGAGGUCCUCUGAUGGGAAGUCAGUGGCUGGGGGUUAGUGGUGGAGACAGCCAUCUAGCCUGGGAAACUUCCCCACUAGACCAGAGCAGUGAGGAAAGCAGGAAGGUUGGAAGUGGUUGAACCAGUGAGCCGUCUCCAAGGGGCAGGGUCAGAUGACUGCAGAAGGGCACCUCCUCCUAGGGCUGUGUACAAGAUUUCUUUGGAACUCUAACCCCAAUUCUGUACUAGCUGUGUGGUCCAGAUCAAUUGAUUUGACUUCUCCAAGAGUAAUUUUCUCUGUAAAUGGGGAUAAUCAGCUGUGAGAGUUAAAUACAAUAAUGCCUGGGAAAUACUGAGCCUGGAUCAUCGUCGCUUCAUGAUGUGGGUUUUGCCAAACAAGAGUCUGCAAGUAUGCAGUGCAGGCAGUACUCCUUCCCUUCAUCUCAGGGAACACGGUGCUAACAAGUCAUGGCCCCCUUUCCUCAGAGUCCUUCUCAACACAGCAUUCCAGGAAACCUGUACUAAUCAGUGCAAGUUAGGCCGGGCAUGGUGGCUCACACCUGUAAUCUCAGCAGUUUGGGAGGCCGAAGUGGACAGACCACAGAAGGCCAGGAGUUCAGGACCAUGGUGAGACCCUGUCUCUACUAAAAAUAUAAAAAACUUAGUCCGGCAUGGUGGCAUGUGCCUGUAAUUCCAGCUACUCCAGAGGCUGAGGCACUAGAAUCCCUUGAACCCAGGAAGUGGAGGUUGCAGUUAGCCAGGAUCGUGCUGCUGCACUCCAGUCUGAAUGACAGAGAGAGACUUUGAAAAAAAAUGUAUAGAUUGGGAGCAGUGGCUCAUGUCUGUAAUCCCAGCACUUUGGGAGGCCGAGGUGGGUGGAUCACAAGGUCAGGAGUUGGAGACCAGCCUGGCCAAAUGGUGAAACCCUGUCUCUACUAAAAAUACAAAAAAUUAGCCAGGCAUGGUGGUACAUACCUGAAACCCCAGCUACUUGGGAGGCUGAGGCAAGAGAAUCGCUUGGACCCAGAAGACAGAGGUUGCAGUGAGUGGAGAUCACGCCAUUGCACUCCAGCCUGGGCAACAGAGCAAGACUUGGGAAAAAAAAAUAUUAAAGUCUGGGCACAGUGGCUCAUGUCUGUAAUCCUAACACCUUGGGAGGCUGAGGCGGGUGGUUCACCUGAGGUCAGGAGUUCAAGAGUGGCCUAGCCAACAUGGUGAAACCCCAUCUCUACUAAGAAUACAAAAAAAUUAGCCAAGUGUGGUGGCAGGUCCCUGUAAUCCCAGCAACCCAGGAAGCUGGGACAGGAGAAUCGCUCAAACCCCAGAGGCAGAGGUUGCAAUAAUCCGAGAUCACGUCAUUGUACUCCAGCCUCGGCAACACGAGCAAAACUGCAUCUCAAAAAAAAAAAAAAAAAAUUAGUGCAUGUUAGCAGAUGACAUGAAAACUCUUUGUUCCCAAGAGGUUGGUCUAUUACAAGACUCUCCUGGGUAAGCAGGAGAGCCAAUGGUUUCAUUGGAUCUGGAGGUGAAAUUAAAGAAGAAAUUAUUCUGACACUGAACCCGGGAGGUGGAGGUUGCAAUGAGCCAGGUAAGGAAGAUUUUAUCCAAGACUAUUGCAAUAGGUUUAAAAACUAUCCUAAUAGGAGGCAGAGUCAGCCUUAGCUCCAUUACAACAAGGACAAAUGGGGAUUUAUAACCAAGAAGCAGGUUGGGUAGGUCAGUGGAUUAAAAAUACGAAGAGAAGACAUCAGGGUAGGGGGAUUUUGGCUGAACCAACUUAACAGAUUCUUGCUGAAGGCAGACCAGGAUGAUCAGUUUUCAAGGGAGGGUGAUUCUCUCUAAGCUGACUUUUCAAGACUCUGGCUGUAACUGGACUCUGCAAGGAUGGACACGGAAGCUCACGUUCAAGGCCUAGUCAAGAGGGCUCAGGGGAGCCUGACCAAAGCUUGGCUGAGGAGAGAAUCGUUGUCAGUGGGAAGGUAGAACUUGGGUCCUCCUACCUAUUUCUCUGCCCACCAAGGUUUUGGGAUGGGACAGAAGACAUGAAAUGCUCUAGGGAUGGUGGGACCCUUGGCACUGCCCCAAACAGUAGAUGUCUUUGCCUCUGGGUCCCUGGGAAGGGAGUUAUCUAAGCCUCACAGGCUCUCUGUGCAGUAGUGUGGGAGACACAGCAGGAGAACCAUGCAAAGCAGACUCCACUUUGGCCCCAUAGGCAGAGAACAGGCCUAUGUAUGGCAGCAGCAGGGACAGGAGCACCUGGAACAGCUCCCAGGGAUGCCAUAUUCCAGAAGUGGUCUCUAGCCUGGCUGAUAAAUCCCAGAGCUGUAAUUAAGACAAAAUAUUGUGACUGUGACACCUGCUGACAGCUGCAGGAAGGCCCCGGAAACUUGUAUUGUGAAUUAGAUUUUGCAGGCAGCUCUGCUGUGGUGAGCUGGUGCCAGGCGAAGGCACCUGAGGGAACUUGAGGGCAAAGACUGCUCACCAAGUGGAAAGAGGGGAAUUCCUCCACCCCUGUCCAGGAACCCUUGAUGUCUCAGGCAUCACAGACCCUGGUAGAGGCCAAAGCUGGAAAGGGCUUAGAGCUCAUCUGGUCCAAUGGCUUUCAUUAUACAUCCAGAAAAAUCCAGACCCACAGGGGAAAUGAACUAUCCUAGGUCACACAGUGAGUUACUGGCAUGGCUAAAGACCAGGGCUCUUGGCUGGAGAGCAGUUAAAAGUAGUUGAGCAUACAUCCGGAAAUUCGACUUAAAUUCAAUGGUGAGUGCUUGGAAAGACAGAGACAAUGCCAGAGAAUGAGACAAAGUUAUAAACAGAGAGAGACAGAGGCAGAGAGGGUAAGACACACAGAAAAGAGAGUGGCAGAAGGAGAGAAACACAGAGAAGAGGCAGAAGAUAUUGGUGAGCCUGAACCAUUAGGUUCAAAGAGAGAUUCAUAUGCCUGCUGAGUGGGACAGGACCCCAGCAAUCAUCUACUCCAGCUACUUUUGUUUUUACAAUAAUGAAACAAAGUAAAGCUGAGUGGUUUACCUAUGUCAACCUUUUUAGAAAAAGUUUGAUGCCAUGUGGUUAAAAAAAGUAAGCUGCUUUUGGUGUGAAAACUGGCAAAACUUUUGUCUCUGAAGGUUUGUGAAAUGAAAUUUGAAAAAGGAAGAGCUGCAAGAAUAUGACUCAGAAUAGAGAAAGUCGGGGAAAUGUGAUGCAGAUACUUCUGCAAGUCUCAGACCUUAGGACUGAGGACUCCCUGACCUUUCUGUUACUUUCUCUGAGGUCUUAGACCCAGUUUCUGAGAAGGACAAAGGGGAAUUCCCCAGAGAAGGAGAACAUCCUAAGCCUCACCUCCCACUCCUCCUAUCUUGAUACAGGAAAUCUCUGCUUUCAAGUAUCAGCUCCAAUGCCACAUCUUCCAGGAACCCUUCCUUGAUAUCUCACUUGGACCCUCUCCCUCUCAACUGUUACCCAUUUCUUCCGUCUAUAAAUCCCUUCAGGCAUCCCUACCCUAUGUUAGCCACUCUUCUCUUUUACCUUAUACAACAGUUAUCCAAGAAUAUGUCGAUAAAAGAGCCCUUAUUCUGCGCCAGGAAUUCCAAAAGCUAUAGCUCUAAUUCGACAACAAACCAUCAAAGUCGGCUUUGCAUGCCCACUUUGUAAGUAAGAAAACUUAGACUCCCAAAGAAUGAAUAACUUCCUCAAGGUCACACGGUUACUAAGUGGCAAAACAAGGACUUAAACCCAACUUGGAUGACUCCAGGGCCAGUACUCUUCCUGUGACACUGAACAAGACAUUCCAAGGGCGGGAACUGUGUCUAGUCAUUGUGUCUUGCACAAUUUGGUACUUGCUGUGUUUUGAAUGAAUAAAACAGUAAAUGAAUGAAUGAACACAAGAAGUGUCCUUUCUUUCGAAGGCUGUAGUGCAGGGCUUGGCAAACUGCAGCCUGUAGGCCAAAUCCAGCCUGCCUCCUAUUUUUGUAAAUAAACUUUUACAAUACAUGGCCACACUCAUUCCUUUAUGUACUGUCUAUGGCUGCUUUCCUGUACAACGGCAAAGUGAGGUUGAACAGAGACCGUGUGACACACAAAGCCUAAAUGUUUACUAUAGGCCCUUUAUAGAAAAAGUUUGCUGACUCCUGCUAUGGCCUGUGGUCUUUACUAAGCUGAUUAAAAGAAUAGUGCUUAUUGCUAAGUGGUAUACUAAUAAGCUUGUCUUUCAGAAUCUAAAAUAUUGUGUGUGUCCAUGCUUGUGCCCGGGGUGUGCCUAUAAAAUAUCAGACAGAUUUGAGCAUGUAACUGGUAUAUGCCGCUUUACUAUUUUAUAGGCAGGCUUCAUGAACCUGCCCACAUACCCUUUGGAAAUCUAUAUAUUUUGUUUGUUUGCUUGUGGUUUUGUUGUUGUUUAGUUAAGUUUAGCUUUGUCAGCAACACUUUGGCCCAGACCAGAUGAUAGCUGGGACCCCUGGCCAUGAAGGUGUUCCCUGAAGCAGAGGAGGGCAGGUUCCCCUUGGACAGUCUCUGUUGGGGGUUGACUUUGAGGCUUACCAGAGCAGUAUUGACAAGGCGGUUUUUGAGCCAAAUAAAAAGCACCCUGUGUGACUGAUUGCACUCCAUUUCCUCUUGGUUUGCAGGGGGAUAAGUAUCCCUGGGCUCCCAACCUCAUGUCCUCCCCUGGCCUGAAGGCACUCUUGUCCUCUAAGCCUCCCCUAGAGCAGUGUUUGGCCAGCUAGAGCAGGGCUGCUUACCCAUUGCUGCUCCCGAGAGCUCAGGACUGGCCCCAGACCCCUGGCAUCUGGGGCAGAAGCAACAUCAAAGCAGGGAUUGGCCAACUCCCACUCCUAAUGCCAAACAGGCCAGGCACUGAGAGCUCUCGGAGGCGUGACGAAUCUCAGCCUGUCUCCAGCUAGUGUUCCCUGGCCAGUCCGUUUUGGGCCUUGCCUCACAAUGACGGGCUCAUCAUUCAGCCUCGCUCAUCUGCUCAUCAUUUCAGGACUGCUCUGUUACUCAGCGGGCUGCUUGGCUCUUCCUGGCCUGGAUCAGAAGAAGCGUGCUGGCCACAAAGCAUGCUGCCUGCUGACACCCCCUCCACCACCAUUGUUCCCACCACCAUUCUUCAGAGGUGGCCGCAGUCCGCUUCUCUCCCCAGACAUGAAGAAUCUCAUCCUGGAACUGGAGACCUCGCAGUCUCCGUGCAUGCAAGGCUCACUAGGCUCCCCUGGACCUCCCGGCCCCCAGGGUCCACCGGGGCUUCCUGGCAAGACAGGACCAAAGGGAGAAAAGGGGGAGCUUGGCCGACCAGGAAGGAAGGGUAGACCUGGCCCCCCAGGUGUUCCUGGCAUGCCUGGGCCCAUCGGUUGGCCAGGCCCUGAAGGACCUAGGGGUGAAAAAGGUGACCUGGGUAUGAUGGGCUUGCCAGGGUCAAGAGGACCAAUGGGCUCCAAGGGCUAUCCUGGAUCCAGAGGGGAAAAGGGAUCCAGAGGUGAAAAGGGUGACUUGGGUCCCAAAGGAGAAAAGGGUUUCCCGGGAUUUCCUGGAAUGUUGGGGCAGAAAGGUGAAAUGGGUCCAAAGGGUGAACCUGGGAUAUCAGGACACCGAGGACCCACAGGAAGACCAGGAAAACGAGGCAAGCAGGGACAGAAAGGGGACAGUGGAGUUACGGGCCCACCGGGCAAGCCUGGGCCUUCUGGUCAACCUGGCCGUCCAGGCUCCCCAGGGCCCCCAGGGCCCCCAUCUGCAGGACAACUUAUAAUGGGACCCAAAGGGGAAAGAGGAUUUCCCGGGCCUCCAGGAAGAUGUCUUUGUGGACCCCCUCUGAAUGUGAAUAACCCUUCCUACGGGGAAUCCGUGUAUGGGCCCAGUUCCCCGCGAGUUCCUGUGAUUUUUGUGGUCAACAACCAGGAGGAGCUUGAGAGGCUGAACACCCAAAAUGCCAUUGCCUUCCGCAGAGACCAGAGAUCUCUCUACUUCAAGGACAGCCUUGGCUGGCUCCCCAUCCAGCUGACCCCUCUCUACCCUGUGGAUUACACUGUAGACCAGCGCAGCACCUGCGGGGAUGGGCUCCUGCAGCCUGGGGAGGAGUGUGACGACGGUAACAACGAUGUGGGUGACGACUGCAUCAGCUGUCACCGUGCCUACUGUGGAGACGGUCACCGGCAUGAGGGUGUGGAGGACUGUGAUGGCUCUGACUUUGGCUACCUGACGUGCGAGACCUAUCUCCCUGGGUCCUAUGGAGACCUGCGAUGCACCCAGUACUGCUAUAUCGACUCCACGCCCUGCCGCUACUUCACCUGAGGCUGUGAGGAGGAGGUGGGCUGCGCCCCACGGAAUGGCAGCAGCUUCUCACCAUCAUCAAACUGGCCAUGCACUGUCCUGGCCGUGUCUCCACCAAUCUUUGUGUGACAAAAACAAGGACAAAUUCCUGCUACUAAGACGUGCUGUUGACUCAGUGUGACUGGAAGAAUUUAGGACCACUGUAUCCUGUCUUAAGCCAAAGUACGGAAAACCUUCCACAUGCCCAACCUGAGAACUGUUUCCCAUCGCUACCAUCGGGCAAACAACUGGUUACAAUGCUCUUCCUCUUCUGGAAUGUAGCUGACCCAGGCCGCCAAUGUGGCUGAGCACUGUGAGACACACAUAGACCUGCGGGGCUGUUUUGGUAUGUUUGGAUCUUGUUGGGGAAUCUGGAGUACAGGCCUCUCCGCCCCCUGGCCUCCAAAAGGAGCAGGCAUUCUCACUCAGCCUGGGCAGCCAGCUCUCGGGACUCUCAGGGCCUGUGGACCACUAAGCAGGGAAGUGGGCACGUUCUCUUGGUGUGGCUCACAGCCUUGAAUCUGCCACAGGACCCCGCGACUGGCCACAGCCCAGCCCAGCCUGAUGUGGAUGUGGCUGCCCAGGAAGAGACUUAACUGUGAAAACGUACUGAGAACCCAUGUGACCCAAGCUUCCCCCAAACAGAGGCUAGAGAUGAGCCUCCUCUUCUCAGUGUUUCCCAAAGGGGCGGCUCUUGUGGUUUCAGAAUCUCUGGCACCAUCCUGACCUCUUGGCUCUCUCUGUACUUUGGCCCCUGUCUCGCAAAUUCAUGUCCAUUUCCUGUCCGGGAGACUCAUGAGGACUGUGACCUGCACAAGCCCACACCUGGGCAAGCCGUUGGUGUCUCCUUGGUCCUUAGACAGAUACUGUCCUGGGUCCCCCAUCUAGGGCCCACUGUGAGUGCUGUCUCUAGGCAGAGCGUUCCUGGCCGGAGCGCUACCUCCUUGCCUCCUGCUGACCCCCGACAAUACCCUGUGGCCCUCCUUUCAUGUCUGUAUAUUGCAUAGCCUUGUCCUCCUGUGUGCCUGAGCUGCUCCCUUUUCGAUAAGAUUAUUAGUCCUGCAUGUCUGUGAGUUGCCUUUCAUCACCAUUUUUCUGGAGUGGGGCUUAGUUUUAUUUUGGAAAGACAUCUCCAAGGUGAGGUCCACCCCAACAGCAGACCUCAAGUGGAAUUUGCCCAUUUGUUACCAGCUGGAGGGAUACACCUGGGUUUUUGUAUGAAGCUGUUUAAUGAGCCUGAGUGUUGAGAACUCAGCAGGCUGGAGCUUGGGACCCAGUGAACCAUCGCCUGGUGUCUGUAGGUGGAUCCUGUCUCCCACAGGCAACAUCAACCCGAGGGUGGUGUCUUUAGAGGCAGGCACAUGGUCAGCCUUGUCCCCUUCACCUCUACUGCAAGGCCAGGGGAGAUGUGGUUUUCCUGCUGCUUCUACCAUCACACUGGAGUUUCCAGAUGGGAAAUCAAAAAAUAAAGGCAGUUAAUUUC
This is a messenger RNA of Callithrix jacchus (white-tufted-ear marmoset), 10896 nucleotides long. It is a transcript of the gene COLQ, whose product is annotated as collagen like tail subunit of asymmetric acetylcholinesterase. Gene Ontology annotation, biological process: extracellular matrix organization. NCBI's taxonomy places the organism in Eukaryota, Metazoa, Chordata, Mammalia, Primates, Cebidae. Gene Ontology annotation, molecular function: extracellular matrix structural constituent conferring tensile strength. The record is from RefSeq and is a predicted model, not a curated record.